Molecule: messenger RNA, 1117 nt
Organism: Homo sapiens (human)
Lineage: Eukaryota; Metazoa; Chordata; Mammalia; Primates; Hominidae
Gene: RNF5
Product: ring finger protein 5
Exons: 6
Coding region: 108-650 (180 amino acids)
Biological process (GO): ERAD pathway; protein ubiquitination; ubiquitin-dependent protein catabolic process
Cellular component (GO): endoplasmic reticulum; endoplasmic reticulum quality control compartment; membrane
Molecular function (GO): ubiquitin protein ligase activity
Source: RefSeq, marked reviewed
GAAGCCUGCCCAACGAUCGUGGGCAGGAGGUGGUUUCUGGUUUGUUGGGGCGUGUGUAUGUGUAUUUGGGGGGACUGAAGGGUACGUGGGGCGAAACAAAACCGGCCAUGGCAGCAGCGGAGGAGGAGGACGGGGGCCCCGAAGGGCCAAAUCGCGAGCGGGGCGGGGCGGGCGCGACCUUCGAAUGUAAUAUAUGUUUGGAGACUGCUCGGGAAGCUGUGGUCAGUGUGUGUGGCCACCUGUACUGUUGGCCAUGUCUUCAUCAGUGGCUGGAGACACGGCCAGAACGGCAAGAGUGUCCAGUAUGUAAAGCUGGGAUCAGCAGAGAGAAGGUUGUCCCGCUUUAUGGGCGAGGGAGCCAGAAGCCCCAGGAUCCCAGAUUAAAAACUCCACCCCGCCCCCAGGGCCAGAGACCAGCUCCGGAGAGCAGAGGGGGAUUCCAGCCAUUUGGUGAUACCGGGGGCUUCCACUUCUCAUUUGGUGUUGGUGCUUUUCCCUUUGGCUUUUUCACCACCGUCUUCAAUGCCCAUGAGCCUUUCCGCCGGGGUACAGGUGUGGAUCUGGGACAGGGUCACCCAGCCUCCAGCUGGCAGGAUUCCCUCUUCCUGUUUCUCGCCAUCUUCUUCUUUUUUUGGCUGCUCAGUAUUUGAGCUAUGUCUGCUUCCUGCCCACCUCCAGCCAGAGAAGAAUCAGUAUUGAGGGUCCCUGCUGACCCUUCCGUACUCCUGGACCCCCUUGACCCCUCUAUUUCUGUUGGCUAAGGCCAGCCCUGGACAUUGUCCAGGAAGGCCUGGGGAGGAGGAGUGAAGUCUGUGCAUAGAUGGGAGAGCCUUCUGCUCAGAGGCUCACUCAGUAACGUUGUUUAAUUCUCUGCCCUGGGGAAGGAGGAUGGAUUGAGAGAAUGUCUUUCUCCUCUCCUAAGUCUUUGCUUUCCCUGAUUUCUUGAUUUGAUCUUCAAAGGUGGGCAAAGUUCCCUCUGACUCUUCCCCCACUCCCCAUCUUACUGAUUUAAUUUAAUUUUUCACUCCCCAGAGUCUAAUAUGGAUUCUGACUCUUAAGUGCUUCCGCCCCCUCACUACCUCCUUUAAUACAAAUUCAAUAAAAAAGGUGAAAUAUA